Messenger RNA from Cercopithifilaria johnstoni, 2076 nucleotides. The record is from the annotation of a GenBank genome assembly. Lineage: Eukaryota; Metazoa; Nematoda; Chromadorea; Rhabditida; Onchocercidae.
AUGGAAAAGAAAAAAGCGAGAAAAAGCAGGAAGAAAAAGUCUAUUUUAAAUGGUAAGAAAGGAAAAGAGGAGUUGAAUUCAGAGGGAAGCAAGUGUAGUACAGCUGUUCAGAAUAGUCAAAAAGCGACAGAAGAAAUUACCGAAGCAGAAGCUAAACAAAAUGAUAAUGAAUUCAGUGAUGAAACUAAAUUAUCGAACGAAGCUGAGGUCUUGCAUUUUGUGUUAACAAACAGUUAUGCUGAUAAUGAUGAUCAAACAUGUCUACAGGAAAUUGAGGAAGCAGAAAUUCACCACCAAGAAAAAUGUUCCUCUCCAUCAUUUCCUAACUGUGUUGCCAUUUCAUCAGAUGAAAACGAUAAAGGGAAAAGAGAUUUGGUGGGAAACAAUUGGAUGAUUGAAGGAACUUCUCAAGAGAGAAAUGUGAAUGAAAAUAAUUCCAAAUCAAAUUUAAUCGAAAUACAUGAUGAAAUGAAGAGUAUUAAAGCUUCUGAAACUGCAAACAGUUCGGAAACUGAAACAAUAGAUUUUGAAAAAAGUAAUUCAUCAGAUGUUCGUGAUGAAACUACCUCAAAUAUAGCAGAGUCGCUAGUUACUGAUGAUCUGCGAACAACUGACCAAAAUACUCCAAAAAUACAUAAUGUAGAAAAUAUACAAUAUACAAAAGUUUCGGAAACACAAAUACCAGAAAUAUUGAGUGUGGAAAUACCGAAAGUGGAUUUUUUAGCUAAUCGAAAUUCCAACAACAUGGACGAAGAAUUAGGAGAAAAGGAUAGAAAUUUGAAUACCAUCACCAAUAAAACGGAAGAUGAUGUAGUCGAAAGGACUCUCAAACAUACAAGUAGCAUAAACAUUCAAGACUCGAGAACGGGUAUUGUCGUAGACACCACAAAAACUGAAGCCAAGAUUGAAGUGAGUGAUUUUGCUGUUGGCAAUCAGAAUGUUGAUGCGGAAAAUACGGAAAAAAUUGAGCAACCUGAAUCACAAGAAGUCGAAGAAAGGAAUGGAAACACAAAAGAAUCAGAAAAAGAUGAAUUUGAGGCGUCUGCAGAUGUGGUGAAUCUGUCAGUAUCCUGCACUACUGAAUCGCUGCGACAGACUGAUAAGUCUCUUAUUCCGGAUGAAGUGGGAAGAUCAGCAGAAGAUCCUGUCGUCCGAAAUGAAGUAAUAAGUGAGACACUUAUUGAUGAUGGCACCCAAAAACUAAGUUCUCCGGAAAUUCCAGAAGAAAGCAGUGAACGAAUCGAUAGCACUGAACCAGUAACAAUCAAUUGGCAACAUGAUUCAGGAAAAGAGUCUCAAGCUAAGGAAAAUUUAUCAGAAAAUGAAUCCAAAAUUAUCUACGACAUAGAACUACUGAAAAAUUCUGAGGAAUCAAAUAGUGGUGAAACAGUACAACCGAAAAAUAAAUUCUAUGAAGCUAUAGCCGGUUUUUGGAAGCAUGCUGGAUUCACCAAAAAACGUCCCGAAACUACUGUAUCAUCUGAACAGUCAAGGAAUUUGUCUUCAGAAUUAAAACAGAUGUCCUCAAUUCAUUCCAGUAAAACUUCCUUAACGGAAUCAUCUACGGAAUCAUUGGGGACACUUAUGCCUUCUUCUGAACUUAUUAAAUUUUCCGAAAUUUCUUCCGAACCCACUACGAAAGUUACUGUUCCUCAUUCUGAAGCUAACGUUAUUUCGUCAUUCCUGAUAAACACAGCAGCAGACACAAUUUCUGGUUGUUGUCCGCAAAAAACUUUGCUUGACAAUCAAUCACUGAGAAAUUCACUUAAUAUAACUGCAGAUAACUUAAAUCCUGAUACCAUUUCGGAAGCUUUGCAAGUAGUAACACCAGAUUCAUUAAAUAUCACUGAUGAAACCAUCAAUGAUAUGGAUGAUUCGUCUGAGAAAAUGGAAGAUUCAAAAAAGUACAAGAAAGGGAAGGCCGAAUCCAGAAGCGUUUUUGGUCAUAAGGUAUAUUUUUUACUUUUUUCCACUAAAUUUAGCUUUCUUUCCAUUGUAAAAGUAAUUUAUCAUACUAUCCAUUCCAGAACCCUAUUCCUUGAAAGGAACACAAUAGCUAUAACUAUUCCAGUCUAA